Messenger RNA from Camelus dromedarius (Arabian camel), 3698 nucleotides. RefSeq names its product nucleolar protein 4 (gene NOL4). The transcript is spliced from 10 exons. The record is from RefSeq and is a predicted model, not a curated record. Bases 1102 to 2721 code for a protein of 539 amino acids. Lineage: Eukaryota; Metazoa; Chordata; Mammalia; Artiodactyla; Camelidae.
CAUCUGAAACCUCCCGUGUGAACUGCAAACUGUAACCAAGCAAGGGGAAAAUGAUACCUCGCUGUAUUUUUAUUUCAUGCACAGGGUUUUAAGCAUCUGUGUCAUAAACUUACUUCUAUGCCUUGCACCCAGUUCAGCAGAGACCAGAGGAGUCCUGUCUGGGGACCCCGUCAUUAUCCGGGAGACCCGCUGCCAGUGGCCUGCCUUCGUUUACCCACAUACCCCCUGGAACGGAUAUCUGUUUGGGGGUACCACAGUGUAUCCUACAGAACUAUGGCUAAAUCUCCGUGAAUGCUUUGCUAAUUCUGGGACUUAACUCCUGGAACCUACCUACGGGGCUGGAUUUUAGCUUAAAUACAGCAGAAGAAAUGACAUUUUAAGCCAUUUUUUUAAAACCUUAAUUAUUUUUUCCUGUGUAGCAGGAUUUGAUAGGUUUAACAACAUGACAGGUAAGAACUUUCUCUCUUUCUAGUCCCUGAACGCCCCACGCAGGGAAGGCCGAAGCAGAACAGGACCCUGGAGGAAGGAGAGCCCGGGGACCUGAGCGCCCUUCCGGCUCCUAGGCGUUCGGCUGGGCAGCUGCUUUUGAGAGGCUCCUGGACCGUGGGGUCAGAGGCUGGGGAAGCUUCUGGGGCACGCGCGGGGAGGCGGCGCUGCGCUCCACCUGCCUGUCCCGGACACAGCCUUGGGCGAGGCGUCGAGGGACCACCCCAAGUCAAUAUUGGGAUUUUUAAUAAACCAAGGAAUGGGAUUUUAAUUAUUCAAAACCCAACUCCUUUGGGCCAGAUGCUGUUAGGAUGGUCCUACUCACACAAUAUUAAAGAGACCCAUCACUAAGAGGACGAGAAAAGCGUCUAAGACAUCCCUUACAAUUACGAAUGAACCCAGAGACUCGGUGUAGUAGCACAGGGCAUUGAUCGCUCGUGCCCAACCGGACCCUCCUCCCCUCUCCCCAUUCCUCCCCCCACCCAAGGCAGGCUCCGGCGGCAGCCGGGACCUCGCAUCCCUACUUCGUGGCCUGGGCUGCAUUUUUCAUGAGCCCCGGGUGAACAGGUGCGAAGUGCGCUAGGAGCAUCCGGCCAGUGGCCGGGAGCCGGGAACAUGGAGAGCGAGCGCGACAUGUACCGCCAGUUCCAGGACUGGUGCCUCAGGACUUACGGGGACUCAGGCAAGACCAAGACGGUGACCCGUAAAAAAUACGAGCGGAUCGUCCAGCUCCUCAACGGCUGCGAGUCGAGCUCCACGGACAACGCCAAAUUUAAAUUCUGGGUCAAAUCGAAGGGUUUCCAGCUGGGCCAGCCGGACGAGGUCCGCGGGGGCGGCGGCGGCGCCAAGCAAGUGCUCUACGUGCCGGUCAAGACCACGGAUGGCAUAGGGGUUGACGAGAAGCUGUCUUUGCGGCGGGUAGCUGUGGUUGAAGAUUUCUUUGACAUUAUCUAUUCAAUGCAUGUGGAAACAGGGCCGAAUGGAGAACAGAUUCGGAAACACGCCGGACAAAAGAGAACUUACAAAGCGAUAUCAGAGAGCUAUGCCUUCCUACCAAGAGAAGCGGUGACACGGUUUCUAAUGAGCUGCUCAGAGUGCCAGAAAAGAAUGCAUUUAAACCCAGAUGGAACAGAUCAUAAAGAUAAUGGAAAGCCUCCCACUUUGGUGACCAGCAUGAUUGACUACAACAUGCCAAUCACCAUGGCCUAUAUGAAGCACAUGAAACUGCAGCUGCUAAACUCCCAGCAGGACGAGGAUGAAAGUUCAAUAGAAAGUGAUGAAUUUGACAUGAGCGACUCAACACGGAUGUCAGCCGUGAACUCUGAUCUUAGCUCCAACCUUGAGGAAAGGAUGCAGAGUCCGCAGGCUCUCCACGGCCAGCAAGAUGAUGAUUCCGCUGCAGAGAGCUUUAAUGGCAAUGAGCCUCUGGGCCACAGUUCCGUUGCUUCAGGGGGAACACACGGCAGGGAGAUGGGAGACUCGAACGGUGAUGGCAAAACUGGGCUGGAGCAGGACGAGCAGCCACUGAACCUGAGUGACAGUCCCCUCUCAGCACAGCUGACAUCGGAAUACAGAAUAGAUGACCACAGCAGUAAUGGGAAAAGCAAAUAUAAGAAUCUUCUGAUUUCUGACCUCAAGAUGGAACGAGAAGCAAGAGAAAAUGGAAGCAAGUCCCCUGCACAUAGCUAUUCAAGCUACGACUCCGGCAAAAAUGAGAGUGUAGACCGGAUGGCCGAGGACCUGUCUCUGAACAGGGGGGAUGAGGAUGAAGAUGACCACGACGACCACGAAGACCCUGAGAAAGUUAACGAGACCGACGGCGUUGAGGCCGAGCGGCUGAAAGCUUUUAAUAUGUUUGUCAGGCUGUUUGUAGAUGAAAACUUGGACCGAAUGGUCCCAAUCUCUAAGCAGCCCAAAGAAAAGAUCCAGGCUAUCAUUGACUCAUGCAGGCGACAAUUCCCUGAGUAUCAAGAGCGUGCCCGAAAACGCAUACGUACUUACCUCAAGUCCUGCAGGCGGAUGAAAAGAAGUGGUUUUGAGAUGUCUCGACCUAUUCCUUCCCACCUUACCUCAGCAGUUGCAGAGAGUAUCUUGGCUUCAGCCUGUGAGAGUGAGAGUAGGAAUGCCGCCAAGAGGAUGCGCCUGGAUAGACAGCAGGAUGUCCAGGCUGCUUGUCAGCCCCAGUUCCACUUGCGUGUUUGUUUGUACACCCAUCUCAAAGCGCACCUGCUGUAAGGAGCACCUCGUGGAUCAAGUCUCAGCCCACCAAGAUAAGUCCUUUUCUAGUUCUCUGUGGAGCGAAGCCUGUUUUAGGACUUGAUUAUAUACCUAGCUAACACUCCAAGUAUCUUUUGGAGUAUUGACUCUAUAAUUUUUUUUAAUCGUUCUGUGGGUUUAAACUAGCUUUGCUUUCAUCACUUUGAGCCCCCAAGAUACCCAAGUUAACUAGGUAUAAGGGUAAGCACUAAAUAAUUAUCUAGGAUGAGGUAAGCACUAAACAGAUAUACAUAUGUGAUGACGUAGCAUGGCAAAGAGUUCAGUUUGAGGAAAGGAAAGAACCUUUUAAUGAGACACUUGCCAACCCAAUAGGAAUUCCAGCCUGAGAACAGUAAUGUGUGGCCAGGCAGAGCAGGAAUCAUUGGAAUUAAUACCGCAAUUUAAAAUGGUGUCUGACAGCUUAGUGCAUACAGUUUGAGCACCAAAUCGGGAAAAUUGCAAAUAUAAUAUGAUAGGAAGGAAGGGCGUAGGCUGGGGAGACGAUGAAGAAUGUCUCAACAUUUAGUUCUUUGAGCACUCUUGCUUUUCACUGUUCAGUGAGAAAAAGAAGGCAGCUAUUAGAUUUCUGACAAAGCAAUUAUAGCGAGACACAGAUGCUGGGAGCUGACCUGACAUUUGCCCUCGGGUAGUUGUCAUAGCAGCAAGCUGAGCAGAGCAGCUGGAUGCGAGAACUGCCGCAGCCUCAGGAGGAAGGUCCGCCCCCAGUGCCGCACGUCGGGACAUCAACAUACAAGCAUGUAUGUUACGCCUCCCUCAGUGGCUGCUGCCGCGCUCCUUAUCUAACUUACGUACUCAUUUCAUACUCAGUUCAUGUUUAAAGGCAAGGACAACCACGUGCCUUAGGACGAUCUGCAGUGAUGUAUCUAGGGUAUUGUUCCUUGGGGAGAAGUUUUAAAGUGUUGCUAACAAAAGAAAGGUUUAGAUGCUGUAAACUG